UUCCAUACGGUGGAGUGGGUUCAUUUCAGAGUACAAUCGCGCAAAUGAGUGACAAUGAACGCACUGGACCAGCGGCCGACGAUGAACUCUCGCUUCCAAAAGCUACGGUGCAAAAGCUCAUAAGUGAAAUGAUGCCUGGAGAUAUUGUUUGUGCUAAAGACACCCGCGAUCUUUUAAUUGAUUGCUGCGUAGAAUUUAUACACCUUAUCGCAUCAGAGGCAAACGAAAUAUGUGAAAAAGAGACCAAGAAAACUAUAGCAGGAGAGCACGUUAUAUCGGCACUACAAACUUUAGGUUUUGAAGACUAUGUUGAGGAGGUGGAUGAAGUAUAUAAAGAGCACAAGAAGCAGCAAAAGGACCGAGAUAAGCGAAGUACACGGUUGGAAAAUUCGGGCAUAUCAGAGGAAGAGCUUUUGCGACAGCAAGAGCUCUUGUUUGAGAAAUCGCGACUCAAGUUUGAAGCGCAAAAUCAGUGAACAUAAUUCUAGAAACCAUAGUUAGCCAGCGCAUAAUAUCAAUUUAUUUCUUUUCCCUUUCUGCCGUGCCAGAAGUUGCGCAAAAGUUCUUGGUUUUUGUGGUCGGUGAUUAUCACGC
Messenger RNA from Umbelopsis ramanniana AG, 594 nucleotides. RefSeq lists its product as uncharacterized. NCBI's taxonomy places the organism in Eukaryota, Fungi, Mucoromycota, Umbelopsidomycetes, Umbelopsidales, Umbelopsidaceae. Gene Ontology annotation, molecular function: core promoter sequence-specific DNA binding; general transcription initiation factor activity; protein heterodimerization activity. Gene Ontology annotation, cellular component: negative cofactor 2 complex. The transcript is spliced from 4 exons. Gene Ontology annotation, biological process: RNA polymerase II preinitiation complex assembly; positive regulation of transcription by RNA polymerase II; negative regulation of transcription by RNA polymerase II. Bases 45 to 476 code for a protein of 143 amino acids. The record is from RefSeq and is a predicted model, not a curated record.